Messenger RNA from Penicillium cataractarum, 732 nucleotides. Its product is annotated as putative O-methyltransferase. The transcript has 2 exons. The record is from RefSeq and is a predicted model, not a curated record. Lineage: Eukaryota; Fungi; Ascomycota; Eurotiomycetes; Eurotiales; Aspergillaceae. Gene Ontology annotation, molecular function: O-methyltransferase activity. Bases 1 to 732 code for a protein of 243 amino acids.
AUGGACUCUGCUUCAUUGGCCGAAACCUUCGCCAAGCGCGCCACACAGCUACGCGAGUACAUCUUCUCUCAGCCAGCCAACAACUUUGAGAACAAUCCCUGGGCCGUGGCAAAUGCCAUCGACGAGUUCGCGGAAACGCAGGGCCGCAUGAUGAUCUUCAAAAAGGCCAAGCUGGAUGUGGCACAAGCCCAGCUUACAGCUCAACAGCCGGCGCCACACACCAUUCUCGAGUUUGGCACUUUCGUGGGCAAGUCUGCCAUCGCCUGGGGUGCAAUUCUGCGUGAUAUCCACGGACAAAAUGUCCCCAAAGAUGUCAAUGUGUAUACUUUUGAAUUGGAUCCGCAGAUGGUCUCGCUUUCGCGAGAUUUGAUCAAACUUGCCGGUCUCCAAGAUGUUGUGCAUGUCCUUGAGGGCCCUGCAUCUGAUUCGUUGAAGAAGCUCCAUGCAGACGGCAAAGUGACCAGUGUGGAUAUGGCAUUCUUCGAUCACUGGGAGGAGUUCUAUCUUCCAGAUCUGCAGCUCGUUGAGGACUUGAAGUUGUUCCGACUUGGGUCACUAGCUAUUGCGGAUAACACUGAUUUCCCUGGGGCGCCGGAUUAUUUGAAGUAUGUGAAGGCUGGAGGUAGGGGAGUUGCUGGCUCCGUCAAGUAUGAGAGUCAGUCCUUCGCUACGGAGAGUGUACCGGGUAAACCGAGCAUCGUUGAGGUUAGCACCGUGGUGGCUGUCGAGUAG